AUGGCAGAAAUCAAGACGGCUUCAUGUCUGGGGAGCCAGUUCGACGGCGGGAGCUGCUCCGUGUCCGCGCCGAGCCCUCUGUGUGUGUGCUUUGGGGUGUAUAACAUGCAACAGGCGCCUGACGCUCGUCGUCAUUCCAGCUGUGCGCUGUUCUGUGUCGCAGGCAAUUUUCCAUGUUUGCCUGGCCUGAUUUUCCCACACGCCCGAGCGCCCAUCAGGGGCAGGCAUUUACCUUUCAGCGUUGCGGGGUGCCCACAGUUUUGCUUCUGCUUCCAGCUUGUUCCUCCGCAGCCCGUCCCAGGUGCCAGCAGCAUCAAACAGGCGAUCAGGGGUGAAUGA
Messenger RNA from Prorocentrum cordatum, 339 nucleotides. NCBI's taxonomy places the organism in Eukaryota, Dinophyceae, Prorocentrales, Prorocentraceae. The record is from the annotation of a GenBank genome assembly.